AUGCAUUGGAAUCAUAUUGUCAGUAAAAUCCAAGAAAUAUCGGCAUUGAUUUCUAUUUUUGGUAAUGUAUCACUUAUCAUUUUGAUUGUCACAAAAUCUCCAAGACAGCUCGGAUCAUAUAAAUAUUUGAUGAUUUAUAUUUCAAUUUUUGAAAUCUUAUUUUCAUUGAUUGAUGUCAUUAUAAAACCUAUUAUCUUUUCACAUGGCUCAACUUUCAUCUGCGUUUCAACAAACUUCGCCCUCCGUAAGGAUAUUGGUAUAUAUUUAUUAUCAAUGUUUGGAGGAUUUUUUGGUAGUUUCAUGGGACUAUUUGCACUCCAAUUUAUGUAUCGAUACCUCGUUGCUUGUGAAUCCAAAACGCUCAAAACUUUUAAUGAUUCAAGAAUUAUUCUUUGGAUGUUUCUCCCACUAAUCUUCGGACUAUUAUAUGGUUUAGUUGUUCUUUUUCUUUUCCCACCUAACGCUACAAUAAAUCAUAAUAUUAAAUCAAAAAUGAAGGAAGAGUAUAACUGGGAUAUUGAUGAAAUCGCAUACAUUGGUCCAAAUCUCUACCAAUUUUCAGAAAAUGGUGAAUUCCAGAUGAAUUUCAAGAGUUUAAUUGGAAUUCUUAUUGUAUGGACACUUGUCACCAUUUCUUUCGUCACAGUUUCAAUUUUCGCAAUAAAAUGUUAUUCAAAAAUGCAUUCACAAAUGGAUGGUUCUAGAACUCUGAAUCAUCUUCAACAUCAAUUAUUCUAUGCAUUGCUAUCACAAACUUUGAUCCCUUUUAUUUUAAUGCAUCUUCCUGUUAGUAUUAUAUUUUUUGCCACACUCUCAAAUUUUGAUCUUGGAAAUUCCAGUUCAAUUGCAGCUAUUUCAAUGGCCAUGUUCCCAGCGUUAGAUCCUCUGCCAGUUAUUCUAAUAAUAAAAAAUAAUCGAAAUGCGGUCGCAGAUAUUGUUACGACUAGUACAUUAACAAUAACCAGAAGAAAACGGAUUGCUAAAAAUAGCUCUUGA
This is a messenger RNA of Caenorhabditis angaria, 996 nucleotides long. The record is from the annotation of a GenBank genome assembly. Lineage: Eukaryota; Metazoa; Nematoda; Chromadorea; Rhabditida; Rhabditidae.